AUGGCUCUUCUCUACGGCUUUGGAGAUUUACUCUAUGCCUUUCUACUCGUCAUAAACGCAAUUGCUGUUCUCAACGAAGAGCGUUUUCUUGCCAGGGUUGGAUGGUCAUCUUCGCAGGCGACACAGCAAGCAUACUCUGGCUAUGAACAAGCUCCUGAAGAGAGCAUUAAACAACGUCUUGUCCAUCUCAUUGCGGCGGUUAGAACCCUCUUGCGGAUACCGCUCAUCGGACUAAAUAUUCUCGUCAUCGCUUACGAACUCGUACUUGGAGGGUAG
Molecule: messenger RNA, 276 nt
Organism: Serendipita indica DSM 11827
Lineage: Eukaryota; Fungi; Basidiomycota; Agaricomycetes; Sebacinales; Serendipitaceae
Source: the annotation of a GenBank genome assembly